Microthlaspi erraticum is the source of this 294-nucleotide messenger RNA. NCBI's taxonomy places the organism in Eukaryota, Viridiplantae, Streptophyta, Magnoliopsida, Brassicales, Brassicaceae. The record is from the annotation of a GenBank genome assembly.
AUGGGAAAAGGAGGAGGUUACGUGACGGUGGCGGCAGAAGAGGUGGAGGAGCUACGGAGGAAGAACGUUGAGCUGGAGAGAGACGUGGAGGAGAUGAAGAAAGAGAUGGUUCAGUUGUGGCGGCGGGCAGUGGUGGCGGAGGAGGCGGAGGAGAGACUCUGCUCACAGCUGGCGGAGCUGGAGGUCGAGUCUCUAGAUCAGGCGCGUGAGUAUCAAUCUCGUGUACUGUUUCUCAUGGAUCAAAUCUCUCGUCUCUCUUCCUCCUCCCUUGAAGUCGUUGUUACGAAUUCGUAG